This is a messenger RNA of Labeo rohita (rohu), 1235 nucleotides long. RefSeq names its product 3-hydroxymethyl-3-methylglutaryl-CoA lyase-like 1 (gene hmgcll1). The record is from RefSeq and is a predicted model, not a curated record. Gene Ontology annotation, molecular function: hydroxymethylglutaryl-CoA lyase activity. Lineage: Eukaryota; Metazoa; Chordata; Actinopteri; Cypriniformes; Cyprinidae. Gene Ontology annotation, biological process: ketone body biosynthetic process; L-leucine catabolic process. The coding region runs from base 175 to 1200 and encodes 341 amino acids. The transcript is spliced from 9 exons.
GGAUGCUGCUGCCAUGGUAACAGCUGAGUCAUUCCAUGCCCUUUGAAGCGAUGCUAUCGAGCUCCUCCUGCUCUCUUUGCUGCUCAUGAAAUGGUGUGAAGAAGCGCAUAUGCACUCUAAUCACCACAGGUGUCAUCCGGGAUCAGUACUGGGCUAGCAGAUCGUGCUAGUCGGAUGGGUAACGUUUCUGCUGCGGUCAAGCACUGCCUGAGCUAUGAGACUUUCUUGCGGGAUUAUCCUUGGUUUCCACGGCUCCUGUGGGAAGAGAAGUGCUCUGAACUGCCUAAGCUUCCACUUUGUGUCAAAAUUGUGGAGGUCGGACCAAGAGAUGGACUUCAGAAUGAGAAGGAAAUAGUGCCGACAGAGGUCAAAAUCCAGCUGAUAGACAUGCUGUCUCAUACCGGGCUGCCUGUCAUCGAAGCUACUAGCUUUGUGUCUUCAAAGUGGGUAGCGCAGAUGGCAGACCACACUGCAGUGUUGAGAGGGAUUAAAAGGUCUCCUGACGUUAGAUACCCUGUUCUGACUCCCAAUAUUCAGGGCUUCCAGGCAGCUGUUGCAGCAGGAGCUACUGAAGUGGCAGUGUUUGGUUCCGCCUCAGAGACUUUUAGCAGGAAGAACAUCAACUGCUCCAUAGAGGAGAGUUUGCAGAGGUUUGAGCAGGUCAUCUCUGCAGCCAAACAGGAAGGCAUACCAGUGCGCGGGUACGUUUCCUGUGCUCUUGGCUGUCCAUAUGAGGGACAAGUAAAACCGUCACAAGUCACAAAGGUGGCAAAGCGGUUGUUUGACCUGGGCUGUUAUGAGGUAUCCCUGGGGGACACCAUUGGCGUAGGCACCGCGGGUUCCAUGGCUGAGAUGCUGAGCGAUGUGUUGACAGAGGUGCCCGUCAACACACUGGCGGUGCACUGCCAUGACACUUACGGUCAGGCUCUGCCCAACAUUCUCAUUGCUCUGCAGAUGGGGGUUUCUGUGGUCGACUCCUCGGUUGCAGGCCUUGGAGGAUGCCCGUAUGCCAGGGGAGCAUCUGGCAAUGUUUCUACAGAGGAUGUUUUAUAUAUGCUACAUGGUCUUGGAAUUGAAACGGGGGUGGACCUGUUGAAAGUGAUGGAAGCAGGAGAAUUCAUCUGCCGAGCCUUAAAUCGAACGACUAACUCCAAGGUCAGCCAAGCCACUAAAAACAUCCAGCCUUUUCAUUCCAAGUGAAAAUACAUACAAUGUGGUCCAGAAGUCUAAAACCA